ACUGCCGCUUUCUGGAGGAGCCUCCGCAGCGAGCCUGAAGACAUGCAGCUGCCUGCAAACACGCUCCCCGUUUCUCCAGCUCGUAAACCAGGCGUGAAUAGAUUGAGUGGAAUUACGUUUAAAGGUUCUUGCGAGAAGAAGAGAUUCACUUGCACCAGCCUCAGCAAGAAUAUUUCGGAGUUUCCUGCAUUAAAGGACUAUUUGCCAGUAAACUACGAUUAUCACGUCUGCGAUUUCGACCUCAUCAGAGAGACGGAUGAUCACGUUGACUUUAAGGCAAGUUUUCGGAUGGUCUUGUCAUCCAAAGAUGAAAUUCAGCUGUGGCUGAAAUCGCACAGAGUCGGCUGGAGGGUGGACCGAACAUAUGCCACUAAGGGACAGAAAGUUAUUUUUAAGGUGGACUACAGGUGCCAGCAUAAAACAAGACCCCGCGGGCCCGUGAAAGUGCCUGGCCAGAGCAAAAACACAGACUGUCCAGCUAAAAUGAGCGUGACGCUGCUUCGCACUCAAGUGAGCAGAGGCAGGCAGAGUCUAAGCGCAGAUUCUCACCUGCCCAUCUUUCCUACAAUGGUGAGCAUUUGCAAUGACCACAACCACAACAUUGACGUGCCCGAGUCACUUUUGGAAGCACCGCCUCCAGCCUCGGCUGUGGCGCAGUUCGAUUUUGAGGAGGAUCGUGGGGGCGGUUAUGUCAUCGCCACCACAGCUAACGGAGCAUUCUGCCCAACUCUUGAUCACUGCUACAUCUGGCCGGAAGAACCAGAAAUGGAGGUGGUACUUGUCGAUGUGCAAGAGGAUGCUUCAGAGGAAGCCUUGCAUCAAGCGGCAGCAUUAGAAUUCGAAGCCAUGUGCCAGAAGCUGUCAGCUAUGGUCAAGAACGAGAAGUCCCUUGCAGCCUCAGCCGCGGCCGCGGUAAAAGCCUUUCAAAAAAUUCACAACAAUCCAUCAAAGAUCGCCACAGCCCUGCAAAUGUUUGCCCGCGACCCAAACGCCAGCUUGACAUCAGGGCGGUCCGGAGCCAGAUGCAAGGUAAGCUUGGGUGGAAGACAGGGCCUCGCUGCUGGACACUCUGGCGAGGUCACCACGGGACUUAACCACAGACACAGUCAGUCAUGCAAAAGGCUCAAAAGAUCAGCUGUCAAAAGGAAAACAGACACUCCAACUACGGGUGACUAAGGAGUGUGGAAAGUUUGUGUAUAUACAACUUUUUUUAAUUGGUUUUGUGGACUGUUUUUAUUGUGCACAAAUGUGAUACAUCCGUGUCUCUUUUGGUAAUUGGAUAUUACAUUAGGAAACAGAUACUAAAAAUGUAAAAGAAACUACUCAUUUCAUUUUUGUUUUAAAAUGGAAAUAAAGCUUGCUUUUCUCGUUUGUUGUCUGGAACGUAAGAGGUAAGGAAAGGUUGUAUUACUGUUUAAUUUUCCAUUUGUAUUUCUGAAAUGAAAAUAGAAUAGAGCAA
Molecule: messenger RNA, 1459 nt
Organism: Hippocampus comes (tiger tail seahorse)
Lineage: Eukaryota; Metazoa; Chordata; Actinopteri; Syngnathiformes; Syngnathidae
Exons: 7
Coding region: 43-1176 (377 amino acids)
Source: RefSeq, a predicted model, not a curated record